UGGCUAGCCUCCUUUCGAAAAAGAGUACAACCUUAGCUUAAACUAGUGUGAGUGUAGUAGUGAGGCAAACCCAUUCCACUCUCACAAAAGAGCAGAAAAGAGAGAGAGAGAGAGAAAGGGAAAGGUGAUUGCUCAUUUGCUCUUGCUCUUGUUCCUUGCUGUGUGUUGUUGGAAAUGGAAGAACAUCUCAGCCCGUUAGCCAUCACUCAUCUGCUUCAACACACACUGAGGAGCUUGUGCAACAAUGACAACUCUCAGUGGGUUUAUGCUGUCUUCUGGAGGAUCUUGCCCAGAAACUAUCCUCCUCCCAAAUGGGAUGGGCAAGGAGCGUAUGACCGGUCUAGAGGCAACAGGAGGAAUUGGAUAUUGGUGUGGGAAGAUGGAUACUGCAACUUUGCUGCAUCUUCAGCAACAGCAGCAGAAACCACCACCACCACCACCACUUCUUCUGCUUCUGCUUCUGCUUCUGGUUAUGAGUUUCAGCAGCAGCAAUAUCAUCAGCAGCAGCAUCAAGGGCUGCAGCCUGAGCUCUUCUUCAAGAUGUCCCAUGAAAUCUACAACUAUGGGGAAGGAGCAAGUAGAUCAGGAGAGAGAGUAAAUGAAGUUUUGGUCUGUGUCAGAUUGAUAGGGAAAGUAGCAGCAGAUCACAGCCACAAGUGGGUACACAAGGAACCAAAUGAGCAAGAGAUCAACUUCUUGUCUACAUGGCACAACUCAGCUGACUCUCAACCAAGAACAUGGGAAGCCCAGUUCCAGUCUGGAAUAAAGACCAUAGCACUGAUUGCUGUCCGAGAAGGUGUUGUCCAACUUGGAGCUGUCCACAAGGUGGUUGAGGAUUUGAGCUACGUGGUAACGCUGAGGAAGAAGCUGAGCUACAUAGAGAGCAUUCCAGGAGUAUUACUGCCCCACCCUUGUUCUUCACCUACCCAAAUCCUCCCCAUGAGAAUGGACGCUUACGGUUACGGUUACGGCGGCGGCGGAAACCACCCGAUGCUACCGCCUCCGCCGCUGCCGCACCACCACCAUGAAGCCGCGGCUUAUUACCAACUCACUGGCGGCGGCGGCGGCGGGGCAGAUCAUCAGCUGUACGCGGACCAUCACAACAAUAAUCACAUGACGAUGAUGAUGAAUAGCAGCGGCAGCCUGCUGCCGUUCAAGGUAGCUCCGUCGAUGAGCAGCCUCGAAGCCUUGCUCUCCAAGCUCCCCUCCGUCGUCCCCCCGCCGCCGCCGCCGCAUCAUGAGUUCAUGGGCGGGAUGGAGGAGGAGACUGCCGCCGGGGAAGACCGUGAUGAUGAUGAUGAUCAACGGUAUGAUAUGGACGGGCAUCGUGAAGUUGGGGAGAGCAGCAGCUCAAAGACGACGACGACGAUGACGUCUAGUCAUGGUAAAAGCGGCCAUCGCCGCCAUCAUCAUCAUCAUCAUGAGUUUCAUCUCCACCACCGUGAUUUGAAUGUCAACUGUGCUAGUACUACUACCACCAACAACAACGCUUAUUUUCAGUGAUUAUAUUCUUAUCAUCAUAUAUAUAUAUAUUUGGGAUCUAGUGAGUGAGUGAGUGAGUGAGAAUAAGUAGAAAGUUGAUUAAUUAUGGAGGAUUAGCGCUAGCUGAAAAUGGCGGCUUAUCAUGUUAGGGUGGUACUGGACAUGCAUUUGAUUUCAUCCUAAUUAAUUAAUGAGUGACCUGCCCUCUUUAUCUUAUCUUUUCUUUUUUGUAUCUUUUUUGGGUUGGUUGAUGCUACCUACAAAGUAAUGAUUGAUGACAUUAGUUCCAUCUUUUUUUUUUGUUUAUUUAAUUUAAUUUUCACUUAUUUUCAUAUUGGGGUAUAUGUGAUGUUAUGGUUUGGUUUG
This is a messenger RNA of Linum tenue, 1848 nucleotides long. NCBI's taxonomy places the organism in Eukaryota, Viridiplantae, Streptophyta, Magnoliopsida, Malpighiales, Linaceae. The record is from the annotation of a GenBank genome assembly.